Chaetomium strumarium is the source of this 728-nucleotide messenger RNA. RefSeq lists its product as uncharacterized. Lineage: Eukaryota; Fungi; Ascomycota; Sordariomycetes; Sordariales; Chaetomiaceae. The record is from RefSeq and is a predicted model, not a curated record. Bases 219 to 515 code for a protein of 98 amino acids. The transcript is spliced from 2 exons.
CCAAUUUGCGCCAGUGAACUCGCUCCCUGUGACAGGUACCAAAUGAACGCUUUCCAAGAUCGAGUUUGUGCCAUAUGGAUCUGUCUGUCAACCUGUUUCUGCACCACUAUUAAAGUUUCUCAUCAAUAACAACACUCUUUUCAGGCCCACUCCUGCUUUCACUCCGCAGCUCAUACAAGAUAUUCCUCUGAAAUCCAGCACAGCGAGAGAAAGACACCAUGAACUCAGACGAAAUCAUGGCUGAGCCUGCCGGCGCGAUGAACCCCUCUUCGGAAUCACAACAACAGUCAAAGGGAGCGGCCUGGAACACGAACAAGUUUCGCGAGGAAUACGAGACGUAUAAGAACCGUCUUCUGGAUCAGAAGUUCAGUGUUGCCGACUACCCAGACCCGCUUGCACCAUGGCCACCCCAUCCCAAGCAGUAUCCCAAGGGGACGGACCCUGAAUUGGAGAGAAACUUGCAGCAGUUGAUUGCUCGGGUCAAGGCUGGUGGUGGCGCAGGGUCCGCAGCUUAAGACGACUCUACGUCGGUUGAAUGAUUGGACGGGACGACAUGCAAAGCAUCGCAUCUUUGGGAAGUGUCGUUAAAUACCGGCACUCGUAGCUCCGUGAAGGCAUCGAGAUACAUGAACUUCGUAUUAAAAGUGGGAGACGGAACCGGACUGAGACCGGCGCAGGGCACGAGGAGAGGCACCAACACUGGGGUGCUCCCUUACAACUGCUCCUUC